This is a messenger RNA of Pistacia vera, 2491 nucleotides long. RefSeq names its product DNA gyrase subunit B, chloroplastic/mitochondrial-like. Gene Ontology annotation, molecular function: ATP binding; DNA topoisomerase type II (double strand cut, ATP-hydrolyzing) activity; DNA binding. NCBI's taxonomy places the organism in Eukaryota, Viridiplantae, Streptophyta, Magnoliopsida, Sapindales, Anacardiaceae. Gene Ontology annotation, cellular component: chromosome. The coding region runs from base 93 to 2261 and encodes 722 amino acids. Gene Ontology annotation, biological process: DNA topological change. The record is from RefSeq and is a predicted model, not a curated record. The transcript is spliced from 21 exons.
AGGGAAAGCAAAGGAGUUUAUUGUAAAAAAUAUAGGAGGGUUUAUCUUUUGAGAAGAGAAGCCCUCUGUCUUGCUCUAUACUUCUUCGUUUGAUGGCGCGUCUUCUUGUAAAACCUCCUUAUCUACAUCUUCGCAUUUUUAUGGCCUCUCGAUGUUUCUCCGCUUGUAACUCUCACUGCUUCUCCUCUCUCUUCUCCAAACCCAGUGUAAAUUUUCCGCUGAGGAGGGUUUCAAGUCAAAUUUUGAUAGGAAAAAAUGUUUUUCCACUGAGGGCAUUCAUGUCGUCUUCUAUUACAACUGAAGCUUUUACAGAAAGCCCCAGCUCAAAGUCUUACGGCUCCGAACAAAUACAGGUUCUUGAAGGCUUAGAAGCUGUUAGGAAAAGGCCAGCUAUGUACAUUGGAAACACAGGACCUCGUGGUUUGCAUCAUUUGGUUUAUGAAAUAUUGGACAAUGCUGUUGAUGAGGCCCAAGCCGGGUAUGCUUCAAAAAUUGAAGUUGUACUGCUUCCAGAUAAUUCUGCCAGCAUCACUGACAAUGGUCGCGGGAUUCCUGCUGACUUGCAUCCUGUGACAAACAAAUCUUCCUUGGAGACAGUAUUGACGGUCUUACAUGCUGGUGGAAAAUUUGGUGGUUCUAGUAGUGGUUAUAGUGUAUCUGGUGGAUUACAUGGUGUGGGUUUAUCCGUUGUUAAUGCCUUAUCUGAGGUAUUAGAAGUUACAGUUUGGCGUGAAGGAAUGGAAUACCAGCAGAAAUAUUCUCGCGGGAAGCCCAUGACAACUCUAACAUGUCAUGUGCUUCCUGUUGAUUCAAAGGACCGCCAGGGGACACGCAUAAGAUUUUGGCCUGACAAAGAAGUAUUUAGCACAGCCAUUCAGUUUGACUACAAUACAAUAGCUGGAAGAAUCAGAGAGCUUGCUUUUCUAAACCCAAAGCUUACAAUCACUCUUAGGAAGGUUGACGUUGACCCAGAGAAGAACCUAUAUAAUGAAUAUUUUUUUGCUGGGGGUUUGGUGGAAUAUGUGAAAUGGUUAAAUACUGAAAAGAAACCACUUCAUGACGUUGUGGGCUUUACAAAGGAAGUAGAUGGAAUUACGAUUGAUUUAGCUCUCCAGUGGUGUUCCGAUGCAUAUUCAGAUACAAUGUUGGGGUAUGCUAACAGCAUACGUACUGUUGAUGGUGGCACACAUAUUGAUGGUGUUAAGGCUUCAUUGACAAGAACUCUCAAUAAUCUUGGGAAGAAAUCAAAAAUUGUGAAGGAUAAGGAUAUUAGUUUAAGUGGUGAACACGUUAGGGAGGGAUUGACAUGCAUUGUCUCAGUCAAAGUUCCAAAUCCAGAGUUUGAAGGGCAAACAAAGACAAGGUUGGGAAAUCCUGAGGUGCGGAAAGUGGUUGAUCAAUCUGUUCAGGAGUAUCUUACUGAAUUUUUGGAGUUGCAUCCAGAUGUACUUGAUUCAAUCCUUUCCAAGUCUCUAAGUGCUCUCAAGGCGGCUCUGGCAGCAAAGAGGGCAAGGGACUUGGUGAGACAAAAGAGUGUAUUGCGGUCAUCAUCGCUUCCAGGAAAAUUGGCUGAUUGCUCAUCCACAAAUCCUGAAGAUUCUGAAAUUUUUAUUGUUGAAGGGGAUUCUGCUGGUGGAAGUGCAAAACAAGGCCGUGAUAGACGCUUUCAGGCUAUUCUGCCUUUGAGAGGAAAAAUUUUGAAUGUUGAAAGAAAGGAUGAGGCAGCAAUGUACAAGAAUGAAGAAAUCCAGAAUCUAAUCCGUGCUCUUGGACUUGGAGUGAAGGGAGAAGAUUUUAAAAAGGAGGCUCUUCGUUAUCACAAGAUCAUCAUCUUAACAGAUGCUGAUGUAGAUGGUGCUCAUAUUCGAACUUUGCUAUUGACAUUUUUCUACAGAUAUCAGAAAACCUUAUAUGAUGAAGGUUGCAUUUACGUUGGUGUUCCACCUCUUUACAAGGUUGAGAGGGGAAAGCAAGUACACCAUUGCUAUGAUGAUGCAGAAUUAAAGAAGCUCCAGAGUUCCUUACCAUCAAAUGCUUCGUACAAUAUUCAGAGGUUCAAAGGCUUGGGAGAGAUGAUGCCUGCACAACUGUGGGAAACAACCAUGGACCCACAGAAAAGACUGCUGAAGCAACUGGCAGUUGAGGAUGCAGCAGAAGCAAAUGUCGUUUUCUCCUCCCUUAUGGGUGCCCGGGUCGACACUCGGAAGGAACUCAUCCAGAAUUCUGCAAACUUGAUUAGUCUGGAUCAGCUUGAUAUUUAGGGUAUCAUUCAGGAUGAGAAUACAAGUUUUUGUACCAAGUAGAUUAGUAAGGAGAUACUUGAUUCCAAUUUAUUCAGUAAAAAAGGGGAGGCCAAGUUAUGUAGGCAUUUAGAUUCAUCGAACUUAUUGUGGGAAUGUUUAACCUAAGUUUUAUAUUAAAAUUUUGCCAUUUACUUCGAAUGUGUUCUUUCCCAGAGUUUGUAUUAAUUAGUAAUGUGUUCAUUUUAAAA